Messenger RNA from Notodromas monacha, 998 nucleotides. Lineage: Eukaryota; Metazoa; Arthropoda; Ostracoda; Podocopida; Cyprididae. The record is from the annotation of a GenBank genome assembly.
ACCUAUUCAUUCUAUCAGCUUUCCAGAUUGUGAAGUGGUGUGCAAUGUCAUCGAAGUUGGAAAAAUUUUACCAUGCAUUCCCUGAAAGCGGUGGUGUUUUACCGUGUGGUUGCAUUGGGUUCUGCUCAGAAGAUGACGACGAUGGACUCACGCGGUUGGAUCUGUGCAGCCGGAUUUCAGAAGCGGAUGAUGAACUCGUUUUCCAACGCUUUAUCGUCCAGCGCGGCAUGCAUGCAUUGACAGUAUUGGCGAUGAGUUUCUCUGACUUACUCCUUGUGAGGAUGAAACGCGAAGCUCUACAUUGUCGUGGUACUGAUCUCCUCCUUGACAUGAAACUUCUUCUGAACUAUCGCUACACUAAAAUGCGGAACGAGUUCGCGCCGGACGUGGAGAAAAGAACCCGCGCGCGACAAGCGUAUCUCAAGUCAGUUUCGAGGGAAGCAGAAAACGCGCUGAGACUCAUGCCUGAAAUGCAAACUCAUCUUGAAGGCGUUCUCAAAGCAGCGGAAAUUCUGUCAACUGUUGUGCCUCCAGAAUCCGUUUCACCAGUUACAAUUUCCGACGAAAUUUUGUCUUCAACUACUCGGAAAGCUUUAGAAUCAGUUCGAGAAAGCAUGGCGAAUGUAUUCGCUGAAGACAUGAAACAAUCUAAAAAGAUAGCUUUCUUCCAAGACCUGGAAGAAGAAACGUCGGCAGCGGCGUUGGACCUGCGCAAGAAGAUGGUCAAGGAGACGCGGGUUUUGGAAGCACUGAAAAUUGUCGCCUGUUGCUUGAAACUGCGCAAGUUAGAAAGGGACAUGGAAUUUUCUGAGGGGAGUUUGACUGCGAUGCAUACAAAAUUGAAAAUCAGCGGUGAAAAGUGUCGAAUUGUUGCGCUUUACUUCAAGAAUCGUUACAUUUCAGAAGGACGUCUGGCAGCUUCAGCAAGUAUUCAAGUGGGAAAUGGCGUCACCGAUGUUCCGUUCAGACUCGAUAGUCGUGUGGUUGAAACGAUGUGA